Molecule: messenger RNA, 240 nt
Organism: Kickxella alabastrina
Lineage: Eukaryota; Fungi; Kickxellomycota; Kickxellomycetes; Kickxellales; Kickxellaceae
Product: kinase-like domain-containing protein
Exons: 1
Biological process (GO): protein phosphorylation
Molecular function (GO): ATP binding; protein kinase activity
Source: RefSeq, a predicted model, not a curated record
AUGCAACGAUCGCGGUACCAUGAUGACUUUGUGCAGCUGCGGUGCCUGGGGAAAGGCGGAUUUGGAAAAGUAUACGAGGUGCGGAAUAAGCUCGAUGGGCGGCGGUACGCGGUCAAGUUGAUCAAGAUCAGGGGCGAGAUUACGGCCGACAAGACCCUGAGGGAAAUAAAAACCCUGGCUAACCUGGAUCAUCCUAAUAUCGUGCGCUACUAUAGCAGUUGGAUUGAGGUCAGUCGUCUG